AUGGAAACCAAGCUCUGUGGAUGGCAACCCAGGUGUCUAGAUCAGUUUGAAGCUUCCCGACAGGACUUCCAGACAUAUUCCCUGUUUCCCUUCAAGAUCGUGCCCGGUGAGCCCAUUCCGUCGGCGAUUUUGAAGUUCUUUGAGAUGGAGCACGAUCCCUACGUGAUUCAAUUGAGGAAGUACAUGGACUGGGCACAUCAGAUGCUAAUGGCAUGCUGGUCCUCCAAUGGCCGCGUUUGGGAAGUUCGGCUGCGUUGGAAUGCUUCUGUGAUACUUCAUGGCCAGCUUGAGGAGAAACUGAAUGAAGUUCACUCCACCGCCUGUGCCCCACAAAGUUGCAAGAUGAGUCAGGUCAUCCAGCAGAUUGCGCCCAGGCUGUUCUUCACCAACCACCAGGUCUACACAGGCUUCACAGGCACUGCGAAGGCAUUGUCCAGUUGGAAGUUCGUGAACGUGCAGUUUGCUAUCGUGGGAACUGGCGGCUGCGGAACGACCUCUCUGCGGAAGAAUUUGGAGCAGCAUCCGGGCGUGCGCUUCACUUAUGAAGGUGAUGAUGUGCUGUAUGCCCCUGGCUACAACCACCUCUACCAGGGCGGAUUUCGAAUGCUCCCCACUGAGGAGCAGGUGAACCAGCUGAAGUGUGGCAAGGGCAGGUGCAGAGCUGAAGAUGUGGACGACCGAAUCAUUGGCCUUAAGAAUUACAACCUCUACAACUUCGAUGUUGGACUGGCAGCGUUGAGUUUGAAGAGAAUGAAGAUCAUCCUGCUUGUAUGUGAUCCACUUGAUCGUUUGGAGAAGGCUCUCUACUACAAGCAUUGCCAAUUCACAAGCCGCUGUGAAAACCGCAGCGUAAUUGAUGAGAUCGUGGCGGGCAAGGAUGUGGCGGAACUGGUCGCUGAGCAUCGAGAAUAUUGGAUCGCUUCGGAGCGAAUCAUGUUCUUAAUGAGUCUCUUCAAGCCGCCGGAUGUGAUCAUAGCCCAUCAGGAAGUUCUACGCACCAGCCCCGACUUCCUCUACCAGACCUUAUUCAAGCAGAUUGGCGCUGGGCCGUUUCAAAUGAGAUUCCAUCGCUACAACAGCGUGGGCGGGCUGCGCUCGGGCUUGUGCCAACGGAGGAAGCUGCUGAAGGAAUUCCAGCAGGCCUUGGAACCGGAGUAUGCGAAACUUGAGGCGCCCGGGACGUUUGAUGGUUUUCAAGCAUCAGAAUGGGACAUCCCUGCCAAAUGUUUCCCCGGCCUCAUCUCCACCGCCGUAACGAGCUACGAAGCACCCGGCGCUGCGUCAACCAACGCUGCGGAGCUGUGGAACAAGUUCCGACACUUUGCAGGAUCGAUCUUCAACGGAUCCAAGGACAUGAUUUUUCAACUGAAGGGCUACUACGCAGAGAUCAACCUACUGGAUCCUCCCAAUGAUGAGGUACUUUACGAACGUGAAUUUUGUGACAGCCUGAUUGGCUUUGGCUGGCAACAAGGAGAAGAACUGCUGCUGUGGGAUGCCUUCUGCUCCGACGGCCAAGGCCUUGCCGUGCCCUGCAUCUACUUCAAGAACCUCAGGUGGGUGGACCGUGAAGUGAAGAUCUUUAAGAUGAAACAAGCGGCCAAGAAGAAGGCGGAAAAGAUGACAGGCGUGAAGCAACGGAUCAUUCAGGAGGCCCAACUAGCUCUGAAGAGCUUCAAGGCCUUCAUGAAGAAGCAGUUCGGCAACUCGUUCCGAGCCUGGCGCCAGGCCUUGGACUUGGACGGAUCCAUGAACCUCCAACGCGCGGAGCUCUUCAAGGCUGUGAAGGCUCUCAACUGGAAGGGCAACUGCAGGGCUCUGUGGAAAGCACUGGAUCACGACUUCAGCGGCAUUACCACGAUCGAAGAGUUCGACCCUGACACCGCGCAAGUGAUCGCCCACUUCCGCGAGUGGGCCGUCUCCAUGGUGGAGAACUCCCGGAAGCCCAGCGACAUCUUUGAGCUGGUGGAUCGACACAACCGGAAGAAGCUUUCACAUGCACAGUUUCAGCAGGAGUUGGAGCAUCAUGGCUAUACAAAAAAAACCAAGCAGCUGAUCCACAUGUUGGACUGGCAGGACAAGAAAUAUAUUUGCGACCGUGAUCUCGCCUUCCUGGAUAUAUGGCGACCUCCAGCUUUUCUCACCGGCACUCCGGAUCCUGCAGCAGCUGCAGCCUUUAAGAAACAGCUGGUGACGCGCCACGGCCACAUCCUGAAGGCCUGGCGUUUUGCCAUGGACAAAGAUGGCUCCAACAGCUGCAACUGGCAUGAAUUCCAAGAGGCCGCGAAGUUGGUGCGCUUCCAUGGCAACCUCGCCGGCGUGUGGUUGGCCCUGGACGCAGAUCUUAGUGGAUCCAUCUCGUUGAAGGAGAUUGAUGAGGAUGCCAAUGACUGCUUGGUCGAGUUCAAGAAAUGGGCAGACGAGGAGUUUGGGGGCGUUCGUUCCGCCUUUAAGGUGCUGGAUGCGGAUGGCUCGGGUGCCUUGCAUUUCAAGGAGUUCAAAGCAGCGUGCAGGAACUACGGCUUUCCAGGUGAUUGUAAGAUGCUCUUCCAAUGCCUGGAUCAGCAAGGCGAAGGGGCACUGCAGCCGCAUGAGGUCUUCUUUUUGGACAAGUGGUUGUUGGAUGAUCCUGCGCAGUAUGGCCUGCCAGACCCUGAGGCCUCCAAAGACAAGAGGCGACUGGAUCCGGACGGCGACCGCAUGCUGGAAUACUUCACAGAUACGCCUGGCCCUGGGCACUACAAGUUGCCUGAGAGCAUGGCACAGAAGGACCACUGUCCCACUGCCAGAUACUGCGGAGCCUUCACCAUGCAAGGCCGUCAGGCGCUGUAUCUGGGCCAUCACAGGCACUCCCACGUGAGCCCUGCCAAGUAUUCCCCUUCCCUGAAAGCCACGGCACGGCGACAACCAGCCUACACCUUCUCGCGGCCCAAGUCCGCCGCCCCGAAGCUCAGCGGAGCUCACAGUCCAGCGAGUCCCACGGUGGUCAGCAAGCGACGCCAGAGCCGAUGCAGGGGGAACCCAGAGGUCAUGGACAGCCUAGAUCCGGGCGUGUCGCUGUUGUCGGAAGACAGCAACGUGGGCCUCGGCCGUCCCAUACCGACUGAGACGGAGUUCGAACGCCUCUUGGAGGACUCGGUGGAGAUGGAGACGCAGCACCUGGCGCCAAGCUCCCCCGAACUCGCCACUGGGGCCACGGCGCAGGUCGUGAGUCCGGUGGGAGUUCUUCCAGAUGCUUCCAGCACAAGCCGAACGGUGCUGCAAGGUUCCGGGAAGGUCCAGGCCCAAGACUCCUGGGCCAUGGUGGGGCUGUCCGGACGUCUGGAAGACUUGUGCCGCGACUUGCGGCGAAGCGUGGAGCAUGAGUUCGGUCUGUCCGAGCGGCAGCUGCAGGCGCAGCAUCAGGCUGAGUUGGAAGCCCAGCGGUUGAGACAUGAAACCUUGAGCCACCAGCAGCAGGUAAAGAUCGAAAACCUUGAAAUGGAGGUAAAAACCUUAAGCAAGAAGCUGGAGACCAAACAGAAGCAGGUCAAAGAUGCCUUGGCAUUGACUGGUCAUGUGAGGCAGAACAUGCUGGCCCGCCUCGCGUUCGACAGUGGUUUUCGCAUGUGGCAGGCACGUGCUGCCGAGAGCAAACACAAUCAGCUCCAGGAUGUGUUGGCCAAAAAAUUGCAUGAUGUGCACAUGAGCGCCAACUUCUUAAGCGCCUGGCGACAGAUCUCUCAGACCAGCAGUCGGGAGAAGUUGCUGGCGCACGAGCGGGCAAGUGCUGGAGCAGUUCGGGCCAAGCUCUUUGAGCAGAUGGAAACAGAGCGGAACCAGUUGGUGGCACAGGUGGAAGACUUGAACAAACAGUUGGGCGAAGAAGCCAAACAGCGUGCCGUUUUGCAGGACAAUCUGAAGCGAGUCUUUAUGCGAGGUGUUUGCGCCCUGAACUUUGAAGCCAUGUCCUUGCUGAACGACCCUCAAGGUGGAACGGCCACCAUGAACGCAGCAGCGCUGGCCGGGGCCACAGAGGUCCUGGCAGCGCAGACGGAGCCGCCAGGACCUCCUGUGUUGCCUGAACAACAGGAGAAGGCUCAGACGGAGCCAGUGGCGGUGGCAGCGCUACCUGCUGAGGGUGCUGACUCUAUGGACGAUACCAUGCAACCGCAGGUCAGUCCCACGCCAUUGCCAUUUGUAAGCUACACUGGGCCAGCGGCCCGGACGACAGGAUCCCGUGGGGCGCUGCCAAAGAGCCAGCGCUGGCUUGCCAGCGCCUCACCCGCACGGAUCGAGAAGCCCUUGGCAGCGCGUUGA
Messenger RNA from Cladocopium goreaui, 4296 nucleotides. Lineage: Eukaryota; Dinophyceae; Suessiales; Symbiodiniaceae. The record is from the annotation of a GenBank genome assembly.